Molecule: messenger RNA, 1739 nt
Organism: Tauraco erythrolophus (red-crested turaco)
Lineage: Eukaryota; Metazoa; Chordata; Aves; Musophagiformes; Musophagidae
Source: RefSeq, a predicted model, not a curated record
ACACCGGCCUCUUCUGCUUACAUUUUAAUGGCGCACAUCACCAUAAACCAGUAUUUGCAGCAAGUACAAGAAGCCAUUGACAGCAGAGAUGGACAGUUUUGUGCAGAAUUGGUAUCAUUUAAACAUCCACAUGUUGCAAACCCAAGGCUACAGCUUCCAUCUCCAGAGGAGAAGUGUCAGCAAGUUUUGGAACCACCAUAUGAUGAAAUGUUUGCAGCCCACUUAAGGUGUACUUACGCUGUCGGAAACCAUGACUUUAUAGAAGCAUACAAAUGCCAAACAGUUAUUGUUCAAUCUUUCUUGCGAGCGUUUCAGGCACAUAAAGAGGAAAACUGGGCUUUACCUAUUAUGUAUGCUGUAGCCCUCGAUCUUCGCAUUUUUGCUAAUAACGCAGAUCAACAACUAGUGAAGAAAGGGAAAAGCAAAGCUGGCGACAUGUUGGAAAAAGCAGCAGAACUGCUGAUGAGCUGUUUUCGAGUCUGUGCCAGUGACACUCGAGCAGGCAUUGAAGAUUCCAAAAAGUGGGGCAUGUUGUUUCUUGUGAAUCAGCUGUUUAAAAUUUAUUUUAAGAUCAACAAGCUCCAUCUAUGUAAGCCCUUAAUUAGAGCAAUUGACAGCUCAAAUCUGAAGGAUGAAUAUAGUAUGGCACAGCGAGUUACAUACAGAUACUAUGUUGGACGCAAAGCCAUGUUUGACAGUGACUUUAAGCAAGCUGAAGAGUAUCUGUCAUUUGCCUUUGAGCACUGUCACCGCUCAAGCCAGAAGAACAAAAGAAUGAUUUUGAUCUACCUACUGCCAGUAAAAAUGUUGUUGGGUCAUAUGCCAACAAUCCAGCUCUUAAAAAAAUAUGACCUUAUGCAGUUUGCUGAAGUAACAAAGGCUGUGAGUGAAGGCAAUCUUCUCCUACUGAACGAUGCUCUGACAAAGCAUGAGACCUUCUUUAUUCGAUGUGGAAUCUUUCUUAUCCUCGAGAAGCUGAAAAUCAUCACGUACAGAAAUCUCUUUAAGAAAGUAUAUUUACUACUCAAAACCCAUCAGCUAUCUUUAGACGCCUUUCUGUUUGCCCUGAAAUUCAUGCAAGUAGAUGAUGUUGAUAUUGAUGAAGUCCAGUGCAUUUUAGCUAACCUUAUAUAUAUGGGUCACAUUAAAGGCUAUAUAUCUCAUCAGCAUCAAAAGCUUGUGGUCAGUAAGCAGAACCCAUUUCCUCCACUGUCAACAGUGUGUUGUUAAGUAUCGCGUCUUAUCCAUACGAGUACUUUUCAGAUACUCAGCUUGCCCUGUGGAGCUGCUCCUAAUCACCCCGAGAACAUUGUAAAUGACCUGGUUCAUGUCCAGGACUGGAAUACCAGGAACUGUUUGUGGCUCCUUUCCCAGAAUGACCAAGGCUGCCAGUGUUACAAAGUGCGUUGGAAUGAAACGCUAACUUUUCAAUGAUCGUUUCCACAGGCUUUCUAGAUCAUUCAAAGUAUUUCAUGAGAAAAUAAAGUGAAGCAUUCCAAAUUCCUUCCGAAGUACUUACAAGCUUUUAUAAAGUAUUUUGUGUUACUAUUUCUGCAUUUAUCUUUUAGAGAAGAGCAGUAUCAUCCUUUGUUACUUGUGUUAACCCAUUCUUCAGAGUGGAAAUGAUGUUUUCUUUCAUGGUUUCCAUUUUUUUUUGUAAGUCUCGUCAAUAAUCCUGUUGGUAUUAAAUAAUCUUUUCAAGCCUUCUCUAAAAACUAGAGAAGCGCUUGACACCAAAA